GAAGCAGCAGCAGUCUCUGCCCCGGCUCCCUCUACUCCUGGAGAAGAAGCCAAAGAGGAGCAAAAGGAGCAAGACGACCACGAGCCUGCAGCUGUGGUCACAGCAGAGCCUGAUGGUUCCAAGAGAAUGACAGAAGCAGCAGCAGUCUCUGCCCCGGCUCCCUCUACUCCUGGAGAAGAAGCCAAAGAGGAGCAAAAGGAGCAAGACGACCACGAGCCUGCAGCUGUGGUCACAGCAGAGCCUGAUGCUUCCAAGAGAAUGACAGAAGCAGCAGCAGUCUCUGCCCCGGCUCCCUCUGCUCCUGGAGAAGAAGCCAAAGAGGAGCAAAAGGAGCAAGACGACCACGAGCCUGCAGCUGUGGUCACAGCAGAGCCUGAUGGUUCCAAGAGAAUGACAGAAGCAGCAGCAGUCUCUGCCCCGGUUCCCUCUGCUCCUGGAGAAGAAGCCAAAGAGGAGCAAAAGGAGCAAGACGACCACGAGCCUGCAGCUGUGGUCAGAGCAGAGCCUGAUGCUUCCAAGAGAAUGACAGAAGCAGCAGCAGUCUCUGCCCCGGUUCCCUCUGCUCCUGGAGAAGAAGCCAAAGAGGAGCAAAAGGAGCAAGACGACCACAAGCCUGCAGCUGUGGUUACAGCAGAGCCUGAUGGUUCCAAGAGAAUGACAGAAGCAGCAGCAGUCUCUGCCCCGGCUCCCUCUGCUCCUGGAGAAGAAGCCAAAGAGGAGCAAAAGGAGCAAGACGACCACAAGCCUGCAGCUGUGGUCACAGCAGAGCCUGAUGCUUCCAAGAGAAUGACAGAAGCAGCAGCAGUCUCUGCCCCGGCUCCCUCUGCUCCUGGAGAAGAAGCCAAAGAGGAGCAAAAGGAGCAAGACGACCACAAGCCUGCAGCUGUGGUCACAGCAGAGCCUGAUGCUUCCAAGAGAAUGACAGAAGCAGCAGCAGUCUCUGCCCCGGCUCCCUCUGCUCCUGGAGAAGAAGCCAAAGAGGAGCAAAAGGAGCAAGACGACCACAAGCCUGCAGCUGUGGUCACAGCAGAGCCUGAUGCUUCCAAGAGAAUGACAGAAGCAGCAGCAGUCUCUGCCCCGGCUCCCUCUGCUCCUGGAGAAGAAGCCAAAGAGGAGCAAAAGGAGCAAGACGACCACAAGCCUGCAGCUGUGGUCACAGCAGAGCCUGAUGCUUCCAAGAGAAUGACAGAAGCAGCAGCAGUCUCUGCCCCGGCUCCCUCUGCUCCUGGAGAAGAAGCCAAAGAGGAGCAAAAGGAGCAAGACGACCACAAGCCUGCAGCUGUGGUCACAGCAGAGCCUGAUGCUUCCAAGAGAAUGACAGAAGCAGCAGCAGUCUCUGCCCCGGCUCCCUCUGCUCCUGGAGAAGAAGCCAAAGAGGAGCAAAAGGAGCAAGACGACCACAAGCCUGCAGCUGUGGUCACAGCAGAGCCUGAUGCUUCCAAGAGAAUGACAGAAGCAGCAGCAGUCUCUGCCCCGGCUCCCUCUGCUCCUGGAGAAGAAGCCAAAGAGGAGCAAAAGGAGCAAGACGACCACAAGCCUGCAGCUGUGGUCACAGCAGAGCCUGAUGCUUCCAAGAGAAUCCUUCCAGAGAAAGAGCAGGAGCAGAUUGCAUUAUCAGAGAUGCCAUGCCAGACUCAGGGAGAGCUGAGAGCCCGAGAGCAGGAAGAGCAGCUCAGGCAGCAGGUGGAAGAGCCACAGGAGAAUGGCCAGAGCAUCAAGGCAGAGCCACAAGCAGAGCAGCCCGAAGCUCAGAGUGCCAUCAUGGAAGUAAAGAAGAGGAACCAGGAAGAGACAAGAAGAAUUCAAGAGGAGAUGAAUCUCCAUCAGCAGAGGGGCGAUCAACAAAACCAGGUGAGUGAAAGAGUGGCAGCCACUCCACUCAUGAAAGAUCCUCUCUCUCGUAUUUUACAGAACUUGAAGGAACAGCUGGACACAGACUUUCAGAAAGCUCACGCUAAGAUCAAGGCAAGGGAGAAGAGGCAGGAGGAAGAAAUUAAAAUCAUCAGAGAAAAACUUAAUCCCCUCCCUCAGGCUCUACAAAAGCAAGUGGCCAUAAAGAAAAUAAAUCUCCAAGGACCGAGGAAGAAGGAACUAAAAGUCAAUGAAUUCAUGCUCAUGAAGACAAAUAAGAAUCCCAACUUGGUCAACUAUUUAGACAGCUACCUUGUGGAUGGGCAGCUCUGGCUGGUCAUGGAGUACAUGGACGGAGGCACUCUGAGCAAUGUCAUCAGCGAGACCCACCUGUCUGAAGACGAGAUGGCAGCCAUCAGUCGGGAGUGCCUGCAAGGCCUGGAUUUUCUUCACUCGAACCAUGUGAUCCACCGAGAUGUGAAGAGCAGCAACAUCCUUCUCAGAACCGACGGCUCUGUCAAGCUGGCUGACUCUGGCCUGUUUGUUCAGCUCACCCCUGAGCAGAGUCAACGGAGCUCAGUGGCCAGCAUUUCUGGGUGGAUGGCGCCUGAAGUGGUGACAGGUCAACCAUGUAGCCCCAAAGUGGACAUAUGGUCUUUUGGAAUCGUGGGCAUCGAAAUGGUGGAACGAGAAGUUCCUUACCAGUAUGAAACUCCUGUUUCGGCUCAACUCCUGAUAGCCAGAGGAGGGAGACCAAAGCUGCGGCAGCCCAACCGAUGCUCGUCUUGCCUGCGUGACUUCCUGAGCUGCUGCCUGCAGACAGACGAGGCACGGCGCUGGUCUGCCAAGAAGCUCCUGCAGCAUCCAUUUGUAACAUCAGCCAAGCCAGCGUCCACCCUGGUACCACUCAUCAACUCAGUGAAGAAGGAGAAGAAGAAGACAAGAAGAAUCAAGAUAUUAUCUCCAUAACCAAGUUAGAGUAGGAUUGUAGAGUAGGACUCUAGAGUAGGAUUGUUGAGUAGUUUUGUAGUAUAGGUUUAUAGAGUAGGAUUGGAAUUAAAUAAAGUUUCUGAAGCAUCAA
Vidua macroura (Pin-tailed whydah) is the source of this 2932-nucleotide messenger RNA. RefSeq lists its product as uncharacterized. Gene Ontology annotation, biological process: regulation of MAPK cascade; regulation of actin cytoskeleton organization; regulation of axonogenesis. The transcript has 20 exons. NCBI's taxonomy places the organism in Eukaryota, Metazoa, Chordata, Aves, Passeriformes, Viduidae. Bases 127 to 2820 code for a protein of 897 amino acids. Gene Ontology annotation, molecular function: protein serine/threonine kinase activity; ATP binding. Gene Ontology annotation, cellular component: cytoplasm. The record is from RefSeq and is a predicted model, not a curated record.